Molecule: messenger RNA, 1865 nt
Organism: Fusarium redolens
Lineage: Eukaryota; Fungi; Ascomycota; Sordariomycetes; Hypocreales; Nectriaceae
Product: S-adenosyl-L-methionine-dependent methyltransferase
Exons: 9
Coding region: 435-1502 (355 amino acids)
Molecular function (GO): methyltransferase activity
Source: RefSeq, a predicted model, not a curated record
AUCAUCACUAAAGCGAACUAAAGCGAACUAAAGCUCAGCGCUAGACGGAACAGCACCACUAAAAACAUGCUCUAUCGUCCUAGCUCCCCGCGGAACCCGGGAAAUACGAUCGCUGGGAUCGGAGAGAGGGCAUUGUUUUUGGGUCAAUGAUCCGAGACUGAGGUUAACCAUUGCCCUGAAGGAGAAAUAUUCCCAAGUCAGUGAACCGUUUAACAUCUGACAUGCCAGCCACAAGCCACAGUCUUCCGAAUUCAAGUGCUUACGUUGCGACGACGUUUUUAUUCCAGUAACGAGGCGCGGCUCGGCACGUAUUCUUGUUUAUUCAGAUGAGGGGAAAUUUUUGACCUUUUCUGUUCACCUUUGCCAUAACGUUUUAUUUCCCACGUGCAACGUCGUAUUUUGACAGCGGAACGUUGGACUUUUGCCGAGCGAACAUGACGGCUGAUGCAGAGGCUGAGAAGCAGGGUGGCGACGAUGUUGCCGGUCUAAUUACCGCUGCGACUGCUACCGCGACUGCGACUGCGACGGAUAGACAAGCGCCUACGACUGAUGAGAGCGCGCUGCAAGCCGAGAGUGAGCAUGAUUUUCGCGAUGACGAUUCAGCGAUCGGGGAUGAUGCUGCGAGCAGUACAGCGUCAAUCAAUUCAAGCAUCAUGGCGUAUCGCACCGAGAACGGAAGAACAUACCAUGCUUUUAGAGAGUCCAUCAAUUAUGUACUCCCCAAUGACUCGUCUGAGCAAGAACGUCUAGAUCUUCAACAUCAUUUGUUUUCACUUACUCUUGGCGGAAAGCUUUAUCUCAGUCCCAUUGGAGAUGACAAGCCUUUGAACCGCGCUCUUGAUGCAGGAACAGGUACUGGUGUCUGGGCGAUUGACUUUGCCGAUGCGCAUCCCGAAACACAAGUCAUCGGUAUUGAUCUCAGUCCCAUUCAACCCAAUUUCCUUCCCACAAAUCUCCAAUUCCAAGUCGACGACCUCGAAGACGAAUGGACAUUCUCCUACCCCUUCGACUUCGUCUUCGCCCGCAUGAUGACCGGGUCAAUCGGCGACUUUCCCAAAUUCUUCACCCAGUCCUUCAACGCUCUCAGUCCCGGCGGUUGGAUUGAAUGCCAAGACAUAACAUUCCCCGCGCAAUGCGACGACGGCUCUCUUGAAAAAGAUUCAUUUAUCGAUCAGUGGUCUAGUCUCAUGGUCGAAGCGACGAAUAAAUUCGGUCGUACGGCGGAGAGUGCCAAGUUUUACAAACAGCAGAUGAUUGAUGCUGGGUUCGUUAAUGUUACGGAGGUGGUUUAUAAGUGGCCUACUAAUAGAUGGCCUGCUGAUCCUUAUUAUAAGGAACUUGGGUUUUGGUGUAAUCAUAACAUCGCUGGUGAGUUGUCGGGUCUUUCUAUGGCUCUUUUCACGAGAGGGUUGGGAUGGAGUGCAGAAGAGGUUGAAGUGUUUUUGGCAAAGGUUAGGACAGAUAUGAGGGACAGGCGCAUUCACGCUUGGUGGCCUAUGUAAGUGAUCUUCGAGUUUGUGAAGAGCAAGUACUGACAAUUUUCAGACAUGUAGUUUAUGGCCAAAAGCCGGAGGCCCAACCAUGAUGGGAUAGUUAGUCCACAAACUUUACCAUAACGAUUUGAACGAUUCAAUAUGAUUAUCAGGCGAUUAUUUCUUUUCUUAGCCAAGCAUUCACAUUUCUCCCAUCAAACCAGAUUCUCCGGAGACAGUUAUUAUCAGUGACCGUGAACUACAAUGAAAUCUGCACACAAGAUACUCAUAGUACCCUGUCCAAAAGGGCAGGAUAUGUAUAUCCCAUAUAUUGUAACUACCAUAAGACUUUCAUUGGAUGCUUGAGCUGCGUAAGUUCUCAGCGGUUCGUAG